UCGGUGAGGGGAUCUACCUAAUAUGGGUGGAUACUCUUAUUCUGGAGCUACAGAAAUACUGAUAGUAAAAGUAGUAGUGAUGGUUAUUUAGUGACCUUUGGGCAAGGACACUCUGUUAAUUAACCUCCUGUUAAUAAAAUUCUCAUAACCCAGAUUCCACAAGUAACAGGUUUCUGCCCCUUCAGGGAGUCCUAUCACAUCCAUUAAAUGUCAAAACUACAGGCGCCUUGGACUUGCAGAGCCUUUUCUCUUCGAUGAUAAAAACAGGGCUGGCUCGACCCAGUUGUCUUCUAUUAAAAAUCCUUAAGGAAAGUGACGCUUUCGGGUCUUUCUUUCUCAGCAACCCGUUUAAGCUUCACAAUACCCAUUGUAAAGAAGUUCUGUAUAUUUCAGAUAUUCUGUCUCAAGCAAAACAAAACAGCCUUAGGCCCUCAUUUCUCGAGCCUGGUACAAAUAAUUAUAUAAGGAGAAAGGUGGACUGGCUGGUUCUAGUCAUCAUUUCAGGCCAUUUUUCUGUGGCUCUUAAUUCUGGGUUGCUUCUAAAUCCUAAUAUUCACCUCUGAGGUUUAGAAUCAGUCAAGAGCCCCCUCCCUGACCCUCCCACUCCAUCCUCUUCCUCUCAGUGCUUUUCUCUUUCCUUAGAUCUGGAGCUCUUCACAUCUCAGGCCCAGGGAAUGUUAGCCUGGAGAAUUUUAACCCUAUCCCGCCCAGAGCUUGUGCUGAGCCCCUGUCUGUGCAGAUGGCCCAGCCCCGCCCCCAGUCCCUCACUGCAGCCUCUUGAGCCCCGAGCCUGUGUAAUCCUCCUCUUGUGCGGGGAGCCUCUCUGUCCCCUGCGGAGAGGAGGAAAGCCUGCCUGGAACAGCCUUGGACAAAGGGGCUGACAUUGCCCCGUCAAACUGCAGGCUUUCAGCUCUUCAGCACCUGUUGCCUUCACUAGCAGCUUUUCCUCCUCUUCUUCCCUGCACUCCCCAGAACCAAAGAAUGUGAAGGGGGUCCAUGGAGGGCUCACGUCCCCGCGCCACGGGCGGCCACUUAGCGCCAUCACCACCGGCCUUCGAAGGCGAGCUGGAUCUGCAGCGCUACUCCAACGGGCCGGGCCCGAGCGCCGCCGCCGCCGCGGCCGCCGCGGCCGCCGCCAGCUCCUCGGGAAUGGGAGCCCUGGGCUGGUCCGAGAGUCGCACGGGCGAGCGGCGCUUCCCUUGUCCCGUGUGCGGGAAACGCUUCCGCUUCAACUCCAUCCUGGCCUUACACCUGCGGGCCCACCCGGGCGCCCAGGCCUUCCAGUGCCCGCACUGCGGCCACCGCGCGGCGCAGCGCGCUCUGCUGCGUUCGCACCUGCGCACGCACCAGCCCGAGCAGCGGCCACGCAGCCCCGCGGCCCGCCUGCUGCUGGAGCUGGAGGAGCGCGCGCUCCUGCGCGAGGCCCGCACGGGGCGAGCCCGAGGCUCGGGGGCCGCGCAGGCCGCCUCCUCCACCACCGCCGCGGCCCCCCACGAAGGCCCGGCGAGAUCCCAGGCCCACUCGGCGGCGGCGGCGUCCUCGUCGUCCUCGUCCGCCUUCCCGUGUCCCUUCUGCAAAGGCAAGUUCCGCACCGCGGCCGAGCGCGAACGCCACCUGCACAUCUUGCACCGGCCCUGGAAGUGCGGCCUGUGCAGCUUCGGCGCCAGCCAGGAGGAGGAGCUGCUGCGCCACAGCCUGACGGCCCACGGCGGCCCCGAGCGCACCCUGCCGGCCAAGUCGGCGGCGCCUCAGCCUCCGUCUCAGCCUCCGCCUCCGCCUCCGCCUCCGCCUCCACCCAAGCCCGAGCCCAGACCCAAGCCCGAAUCCAGAUCCAUCCCCGAGCCAGAACCCGAGCCCGAGCCGCAACGCGAGGCCACCCCUGCCCCGGUGCCUGCAGCGCCCCCCGAGGAACCCCCGGCGCCUCCGGAGUUCCGCUGUCAAGUGUGCGGGCAGAGCUUUACGCAGUCCUGGUUCCUCAAGGGCCACAUGCGCAAGCACAAGGCCUCCUUCGAUCACGCGUGUCCCGUGUGCGGCCGCUGCUUCAAGGAGCCCUGGUUCCUGAAGAACCACAUGAAGGUGCAUGCCAGCAAGAUAGGCCCCCUGCGCGCCCCUGGGCCUGCCCAGCCACCUGCCCGGCCACCCCAGCAGCCGCCCCAGCCGCCUGAUCUAGGCCUGCUGGCGGCCUACGAGCCGCUGGGUCCCGCUCUCCUCUUGGCUCCGGCUCCCACUCCUGCAGAACGCCGGGAGCCCCCAAGCCUCCUGGGCUACCUGAGUCUUCGAGCUGGAGAGGCUCGGCCCAAUGGAGAAGGCGCGGAGCCGGGAGCUGGGCGCAGCUUUGGGAGCUUCUGCCCGCUGCCCUCGGCUCUCCCGGCCCGGGCGCGCAGGCAGCGCACUGAGGAACCAGAGGAGGAAGAGGAGGUGGUGGAGGCAGAGGAAGAGGCCUGGGCCAGGAGCCGGACGCUGGGCACUCUGGCUUCCAUGCAUCCUCGUCCAGGAGAGGGGCCCGGGCCCACGGCGCCUGCUACGGGGGCUGCGGUGCGACCCGCUACCACACAGGAAGAGAAUGGGAUGCUUGUUGGAGGGGCCCGGUCUGAAGGGGGCCGGGGGGCCACUGGCAAGGAUUGUCCCUUCUGCGGAAAAUCUUUCCGCUCGGCGCAUCACCUCAAAGUGCACCUUCGAGUGCACACAGGUGAACGCCCCUACAAGUGUCCGCACUGCGACUAUGCGGGCACACAGUCUGGCUCGCUCAAGUACCACCUGCAGCGCCACCACCGGGAGCAGCGGAGCGGGGCAGGGCCGGGGCCGCCCCCAGAGCCGCCCCCCACUGCCCAGCGGGCUUCUGGAGCCAAAGCAGCCCCUCAGCAGCCUGCGGCCUGGGUGGAGCGCGCUGCGAGCCCGAGUCCGAGGCCCGCAUCCAGCGGCGCUGCAUCUGGGUCAGGGUCAGGGUCGGGGUCCCGUCGGAAGCCUGCCAGCCCCGGGAGGGCCCUGCGCAACGGGCGAGGUGGUGAGGCCGAACCCCUGGACCUGUCCCUGCGGGCAGGACCGGGAGGAGAGGCCGGGCCGGGGGGUGCCCUCCACCGAUGCCUCUUCUGCCCCUUUGCCACGGGCGCCCCAGAGCUCAUGGCCCUGCACCUGCAAGUGCACCACAGUCGCAGGGCCCGAGGCCGCCGUCUGCCCCAGGCCGACGCCCCUGCCUCCGCCUCUGUGCCCUUCGCCCGUGCGCCAUCGGGGGAAUCCUCUCCCAGUCCUCCGCAGGAAGGAGAGGAGAGUCCAGGGCUGUCGAGGUCGGGAGAGGCCGGGCUAGGGGGCCAAGAGCGGUAGGGAGCCCUUCAAAGGGUGCUUAGUGUAGUGAGCUCACCCCGCCGGAGCGGGAGAGCCCUAGAGGUAGUUGGGUAGAGCAGCCAGCAAGGGGCAGCGUGGGACCCGUCUCCCAGCCCCAGCCCCAGGCGGACCUGAGAUGUCGGGGCAGAGGGCUUUAGAGGGGUGGAACGGCCAGGAACCCACCCAGCCCAGGGGAGAGUCACAGUGCCUUAGAAGUGGCAGGGGUGAGGGUCAAAGAACGGGGUCCCAGGGCUGGCAGAGAGGGUGGUUGGUGCCUCUGCGGAGGAGCUGUUCUGCCAGUCUGCUGGUCCAUAGGUGUGAGAGUUUAUUUUUGUACAAUGGGUGGGGGUGGGGGCACUGUACCCUUCUAGCCCCUUCAGGGGCCCUGUAGACCUCGCUAUUUUUGGUACAAUUCCUGUCAUUCCCUGUCGCAGAGUUGUGUCCCCAAUAAACAGGUGUCUUGAGGCACA
This is a messenger RNA of Suncus etruscus (white-toothed pygmy shrew), 3791 nucleotides long. RefSeq names its product zinc finger protein 219 (gene ZNF219). Bases 997 to 3321 code for a protein of 774 amino acids. Gene Ontology annotation, molecular function: histamine receptor activity; RNA polymerase II cis-regulatory region sequence-specific DNA binding; DNA-binding transcription factor activity, RNA polymerase II-specific. Gene Ontology annotation, biological process: G protein-coupled receptor signaling pathway; regulation of DNA-templated transcription. Lineage: Eukaryota; Metazoa; Chordata; Mammalia; Eulipotyphla; Soricidae. The record is from RefSeq and is a predicted model, not a curated record. The transcript has 5 exons. Gene Ontology annotation, cellular component: membrane; nucleus.